Molecule: messenger RNA, 1363 nt
Organism: Lachancea mirantina
Lineage: Eukaryota; Fungi; Ascomycota; Saccharomycetes; Saccharomycetales; Saccharomycetaceae
Source: the annotation of a GenBank genome assembly
CAACACAAGAAGAAGGUGGCAGACAUGAUUUUUGAACAAGACGUGAGUUGGGUAUCACAAGACCUAGUGAUAAAGCCCCACCACGUUAAUAGUGUCAUGAGAACACAAUACAAGAAGAAGAUAUCGUUCAAAACACUCCACGAAUCGUUGUGUCAUAUUCACGUAGAAGAUAGUGAAAAGUCCGUUGAGUUAGGACUUUUGGCGGAUGUAUCAGUCGAGGAUAUCGAUUGGACCGGAAUAGACCACUUUCAAUGCGAAGCGUGCUUCAAAGCAAAGGGAAAACGACAUAACCAUCGUACCGAAUAAAGGGAUAAAUACCAGGAAAGAUAUGGAAAAGGUACUCAAAGAAAAGAUAGUAAGUUCAAUGUAUGUUUUUACUACCAAGAGACGGUAGAAGAAAGUGCAGAUGCGUAGCUAGAGGAGGUCAGCAAGGGCCGGAAACACACGAUCUGGACGCCGAAACAUAUAUAGUCGCACACGAAGCACUGAUGACGGGAUCAUCCAUCGCGUUAGGUAGUGGGUGCAGUAUAAAACAAUUAGAUAUCACAUUCGCAUACCUUUAUGAACCACUGCAAGAAGAACUUUAUAUCAAAGCCCCACCUCAUUAUGGGCUAAAUAACAAGGUAUUCAGACUCGAUGAAUCACCAUAUGGACUCAAACAAUCAGGAUCCAAUUGAUAUGAGGUCAUAAAAGAUUUUCUUGUCUCAAAAGGCGGAUUGACAGGAGGGAGAUGUGGCCAUGGGUACUUGUGAAAAGACACAACAACGACAUAUUAGUGGUAAAUUUCUUUGCUGACGACACGAUCUUUAUGACUAACAACGAUCAGAGGUACGAAGAAUUAUUGGCGCAUCUAAGAACUGAAUAUGAAACAAAAGUAGUAGCAGAAGGCAUCCCAGAUAAUGACGGAUUUGCCAGAUAUGAAAUUGAGUAUAAGAAAUCAGACAAAAUGCUGAUAGGUGUAGAAAAAUCAUAAAUCGAUAACUUCCCAGAUUAAAGUGCGCACUGUUUAUUAGCACACCUAGGCUAAGGGCGAUACAACUGUCAAUUGAGAAGCUAGGAUUUAAAAUGCAAAGCACCGUCAUCACUGAUAGCCAGACACUGAUAAAUUUAGUCACCAAGACAGAAAUGGUGAGAGCUCGCAAUCGUCAUUUUUGGAUGUCAAGUAUACAGACUCAAAGACGACCAUCAACAGUUGGCAGUUCAAGUCGAAUACAUUAAGUCAGAAGAUACUACUGCUGACAUACUGACCAAACUUUUGGCCGUAAAGAUAUUCCAGCGACUCAUCCAACACUGGAUAAUGAAUUCACGCUAUCGGUGGUAUGUUGGAAGGAGCUGGCGAGAAGGUGAUAUCGUCAAGUUGUAG